This is a messenger RNA of Trichoderma gamsii, 1242 nucleotides long. RefSeq names its product CMGC/MAPK/ERK1 protein kinase. Gene Ontology annotation, molecular function: MAP kinase activity; ATP binding. Gene Ontology annotation, biological process: protein phosphorylation; intracellular signal transduction. NCBI's taxonomy places the organism in Eukaryota, Fungi, Ascomycota, Sordariomycetes, Hypocreales, Hypocreaceae. Bases 1 to 1242 code for a protein of 413 amino acids. The transcript has 5 exons. The record is from RefSeq and is a predicted model, not a curated record. Gene Ontology annotation, cellular component: cytoplasm; nucleus.
AUGGCGGAUCUCCAAGGACGCAAAGUAUUCAAGGUCUUCAACCAGGACUUUGUAGUUGAUGAGCGCUACACCGUCACCAAGGAGCUUGGCCAGGGAGCGUAUGGAAUUGUCUGCGCCGCGGUCAACGGACAGACCAACGAGGGCGUCGCCAUCAAAAAGGUUACCAAUGUCUUCAGCAAGAAGAUCCUCGCCAAGCGCGCCCUGCGCGAGAUCAAGCUGCUGCAGCACUUCCGCGGCCAUCGCAACAUCACAUGUCUCUAUGAUAUGGACAUCCCGCGACCAGACAACUUCAACGAGACAUACCUCUACGAGGAGCUGAUGGAGUGCGACUUGGCGGCUAUUAUUCGUUCCGGCCAGCCUCUUACAGAUGCCCACUUCCAAUCCUUUAUUUACCAGAUCCUCUGCGGCCUCAAGUACAUCCACUCCGCCAACGUUCUUCACCGAGACUUGAAGCCGGGCAACCUGCUUGUGAAUGCCGAUUGCGAGUUGAAAAUCUGCGAUUUCGGCCUUGCUCGUGGCUUCUCUGUCGAUCCCGAGGAGAAUGCCGGGUAUAUGACUGAGUAUGUUGCCACGAGAUGGUACCGUGCGCCAGAGAUUAUGUUGAGCUUCCAGAGCUACACAAAAGCUAUUGAUGUAUGGUCUGUGGGCUGCAUUCUUGCUGAGCUCCUGGGAGGUAGACCGUUCUUCAAGGGUCGUGACUAUGUCGACCAGCUUAAUCAGAUUCUGCACAUCCUCGGAACACCGAAUGAGGAAACCCUCCGCCGCAUCGGAUCGCCUCGUGCCCAGGAAUACGUCCGCAACCUACCAUUCAUGCCUAAGAAGCCCUUCCCAGCUCUGUUCCCCGAUGCCAACCCCGACGCCCUUGAUCUUCUCGACAAAAUGCUUGCCUUUGAUCCUUCGCAGCGUAUCAGCGUCGAACAGGCGCUCGAGCACCCGUACCUUCACAUAUGGCACGAUGCGUCUGAUGAGCCCGACUGCCCCACGACGUUCAACUUCGACUUCGAGGUGGUUGAGGAUGUUGGUGAGAUGCGAAAGAUGAUUCUGGAUGAAGUUUUGCGUUUCCGACAGCUUGUGCGAACAGCCCCUGCUUCUGGCGGUCAAGCCGCCGCUCAGCAGAUGCAGGUCCCGAUGCCCCAGGCUGGUGGUCAAUGGACGGCAGAAGAUCCGCGACCGCAGGAAUACUUGGGCCACGCCAACGGGCUUGAGCAGGAUCUUGCAGCAGGCAUGGACAUUAGGAGAUAA